Porites evermanni is the source of this 2068-nucleotide messenger RNA. The record is from the annotation of a GenBank genome assembly. Lineage: Eukaryota; Metazoa; Cnidaria; Anthozoa; Scleractinia; Poritidae.
AUGUUUCAUGUUUACUGCUUCAUGCUGAUUGUAUCACUCAUUAUUUGUGGAAACAGUUGCUCCAUAAUUAAACCUCCGCGUUCUUGUUUAAGUGACGAUUUACAAUUACACAAAAUUAGAUGUUGUGGCCCGUGCUUAUAUACGGUCACCUAUUACAAACGGAAAUAUUUGUCUAGAAGAAUUCCGUAUGCUUCAAAUGGUAGUUUUAAUCCUUACAUAAUAACAAACAAGGAAGCACAUUUGGUCAAUGGAAAUCCAGCAUUGUCAAAGGAUUCAAACUCCCGUAAAUCUUCCCAAACCAAACCACAUUUACAAGAACGUUUUGGUAAAGAAAUAUCGCAGUCAUUGCCUCGUUCAUUCCUCCCCGUUGAGCAAAUGCAUUUCAGGAAUUACUGCCUUGAUUUUCCAGGAAAAUUCCCAUGUGCAAUUGAUUGUUUUAUGGAGUUAAGCUGUUACAUUUUUAAAGAUGCUAUUGAGUCUGUGGAACGUAAUGAAUUUUUUGAAAUGUUAUACACAGCAUGUGUGCAAGUAAAUAGUGGUGAAAUCCUUUCCAACCAGUUACGUUCAGUCCGAGAACCCAUUUGGGCCUGGAUGAGACAGAACUGUGCCUCUUUUACAGGUAUGUCAGAUAAUGCUGUAUUCAGAGACAUAUUCCAAAUCAAUACAUUUGGAGAAUUAACGUUUGGUUUAAAAUCAUUAUUUCUUAUUCAACAUACCAAUUAUUCCAUUCGUUCAUUGUGUAACCAGGAAAUCACCAAAUCCACAGAUGUUUUUGUCUUGUAUAUUACCUCCCGCCAUAUAAAUCAGAAUGGUUUUGAAAGUUCUGUAUCAGAAGCUAUGCUGCCAAACAUCAAUAGACUUUUUUGUGUUUACUGCCAAAAUCAUUCUGGAAGUGUUGCUUCACUUCGACACUUUGUGUGCGUGCCAACCUUCUUAAUGAUAGAAUUGUCACCUGAUUGUAUAACUCAAAUGUUUUUUCCACAUGAUAUGGAAACCUUAAGAGUUUCAUACUGCCUCAAAGGAAUUGUUAGGUGUUUAAAUAGACAUUUUACUGUUGUGCGAGCGGUUGGAUCUAUAUUGAUGAUUUGUGUGUUUCUGUAAGGCGUUUCUUAUCCUUUCAAGAAGUAUUGUAUAGUUAUCCGGAUGGCUGGUUUUUUUCCAUAUUUCAAAAGUCUGAGUCUGUAGACAUCAAUUUACAUGAAUCUGCAAAUCAGACCUGUAAUAGCUUAACCAUAAAUCCAGUUGUUUGCAAAUCAGUGUCAAAAGACUCUUGCAGUACGAAAGAAGUGAAGUUAGACCAAAAAGUCACAAGUUAUAAAAAGGAUAACAGAGUCAAAUGUAAUAACUAUAUGAAGUGUUACAGAAAACAGCCAGAAGUCAAGGCAAAAAAUAAUGCAUACAUGCAGAAGUAUAGAGCUAAAACUUAUUCUGAACUUGACCUAAGAGAAAGGGGCAAAUUAGAAAUACGUAAAAGAAAUGAAAACCAAAGAAAUGAUUUAGUAAUUAAAUUUACAAUGAAGCGGAAAAGUCAAUAUUAUGCAGAUGAAACAUUAAACGACCUAAACAGGAAAUAAGAAAAAGGUCUUCACAAACAUCUAGUGAAGUGAAGGAAAGAAAAAAGUUGUACAUGCGGGCAUACAGGCUCAAGAAAAAAAAUUCAGAUAGUAGUGUAAUGACUGAAGGAGUAACAAGUCUGAAAAAUGGAGUUUCUAGCCAGGAAAUGCAUUUAUCUGAGUUUAAAAUAAGUAACUGUGGAGAGCUUCACCAACAAGAGUGGGCAAAACUGAACAUGCAAAAGUUUCAUGAUUCGAUGAAGUUAAGAAUUUCUUUAUGUCAAGAUAGAUAGCAUGUGUUAUUGUGUUAACUAUAAUGAUGAUAAUAGGGUUAUUGUUGCUGUCACUGUAAGCGCAUUGAUGAUCAUGCAUCCUGAAUUUGUUUGUUUUUCUUUUGUUUAGUAAACAAGUAUGGGUACAUCCAAAAAAUAUCCCCCGUCAAAACCGCUGAAAGGUCCAGCAUGAUUAGUUUGACUUUCACCUACAAGUUUCACCCACUUAAGUGCAAAGAGUAG